Myotis myotis is the source of this 1489-nucleotide messenger RNA. It is a transcript of the gene RTN4IP1, whose product is annotated as reticulon 4 interacting protein 1. NCBI's taxonomy places the organism in Eukaryota, Metazoa, Chordata, Mammalia, Chiroptera, Vespertilionidae. Gene Ontology annotation, molecular function: zinc ion binding; oxidoreductase activity. The transcript has 10 exons. Bases 281 to 1471 code for a protein of 396 amino acids. Gene Ontology annotation, cellular component: mitochondrion. The record is from RefSeq and is a predicted model, not a curated record.
GCGGUGGAGAACGUCUGGAAAGGAGACUCCAGGCUGGGUCGCGGUGGGAAUCUGGAAGCGUCUGUUUCUCUGUGGCGUCGGGUUCGCGAGCGGAGUCCGUCGGUCCCGCCGAGCGCUCCCGAGACGGGGCAGAGUUCUAAGGGUUUUGACUUUGGCCUAGCUUCAUUUCUGAAUCCUCCGUGUUGAGAUCGGACAGUGCGUUUGGCCUGUUUCAGGGGUGACAGGGGAUCCCAUCCCCGUGCAUUUUAAUUAGGGCACGCCACUCAACCACGUGUUUGCGAUGGAAUUUCUGAAGACUUGUGUGCUUCGGAGAAAGGCAUGUACCACGGUUUGCUUCUGGAGAAGCCAAGUUAUACAAAAGCUUUCCGUUAGAAAGAUCGGUACUACCUCUCCGAGGAGCACUGUCAUGCCCGCGUGGGUGAUAGACAAAUACGGGAAGAAUGAAGUGCUUCGAUUUACUCAGAACAUGAGGAUGCCCAUCAUACACUAUCCGAACGAAGUCAUUAUCAAAGUGCACGCUACGAGUGUAAAUCCCAUAGAUGUUAAUAUGAGAAGUGGUUAUGGAGCUGCAGCUUUAAAUAUGAAACGUGACCCUUUACAUAUUAAAAUCAAAGGAGAAGAAUUCCCCCUGACUCUGGGUCGGGAUGUCUCUGGUGUGGUGAUGGAAUGUGGACUUGAUGUGAGGUACUUCAAGCCUGGAGAUGAGGUCUGGGCUGCAGUUCCUCCCUGGAAACAAGGCGCACUCUCAGAGUUUGUUGUAGUCAGUGGGAAUGAGGUCUCUCACAAGCCCAGAUCACUCACUCAUACUCAAGCUGCCUCUUUGCCAUAUGUGGCUCUCACAGCCUGGUCUGCCAUAAACAAGGUUGGCGGCCUGAAUGAAAAAAAUUGCGCAGGAAAACGUGUUUUAAUCUUGGGUGCUUCAGGUGGAGUUGGUACUUUUGCUAUACAGGUAAUGAAAGCAUGGGAUGCUCAUGUGACAGCAGUUUGCUCUCAGGAUGCCAGUGGACUUGUAAAGAAGCUUGGGGCAGAUGAUGUAAUUGAUUACAAAUCUGGAAAUGUGGAAGAAAAGUUGAAAUCUUUAAAACCGUUUGAUUUUAUCCUUGAUAAUGUUGGUGGGUCCACUGAAACGUGGGCUCUAAAUUUACUCAAGAAAUGGUCAGGAGCCACAUACGUGACUUUGGUGACUCCUUUUCUCCUGAACAUGGACCGGUUGGGCGUAGCAGAUGGCAUGUUGCAGACGGGCGUCACCAUGGGCUCUAAGACACUAAAGCAUUUCUGGCAAGGAGUCCAUUACCGCUGGGCCUUUUUCAUGGCCAGUGGUCUAUAUCUGGAUGACAUUGCAAAGCUGGUGGAUGAAGGAAAGAUUCAGCCAGUUAUUGAAAAAACCUUUCCUUUUUCUGAAGUUCCAGAAGCCUUUCUGAAGGUGGAAAGAGGACAUGCGCGAGGAAAGACUGUAAUUAAUGUCGUUUAAAUAAAUAGUGUUUGGUGA